Siniperca chuatsi (mandarin fish) is the source of this 1932-nucleotide messenger RNA. RefSeq names its product phosphopantothenoylcysteine decarboxylase (gene ppcdc). The record is from RefSeq and is a predicted model, not a curated record. Gene Ontology annotation, biological process: coenzyme A biosynthetic process. Gene Ontology annotation, molecular function: phosphopantothenoylcysteine decarboxylase activity; FMN binding. NCBI's taxonomy places the organism in Eukaryota, Metazoa, Chordata, Actinopteri, Centrarchiformes, Sinipercidae. The transcript is spliced from 5 exons. The coding region runs from base 141 to 812 and encodes 223 amino acids. Gene Ontology annotation, cellular component: phosphopantothenoylcysteine decarboxylase complex.
UGCUCAUGCAGGAGAGAGCUCCGCUGAUUAUGCUCUCCUCUGAUUGGCUGGUGAUGAAUAUUUACGGAAGUAGUUAAGUUAAAGCGGUUUACAGGGGCACGACAGGGCAGUUUGUCGACCUCUUCUUGUGAUUUCCUAAUAUGCAGACAGACGAUCAUGUUUCUUGUCUAAAGACUGAUUUGUUGAAAUCUGGCGGGACAUUUCGUGUUCUUGUUGGCGUGACGGGAAGCGUUGCAGCCUUGAAACUGCCUCUUUUUGUAUCCCAGCUUCUUCAGCUCCCUGGGGUGGAUGUAAAAGUGGUCACCACGGAGCAUGCCAAGCACUUCUACAAUCCUGCAGAGGUUUCAGUAAAAAUCUACAGUGACAAGGAUGAGUGGGAGCUGUGGACUCAGAGAUCUGACCCUGUGCUACACAUUGAGCUAAGGCGCUGGGCAGACCUACUUGUCAUUGCCCCCCUUGAUGCCAACACUCUUGGAAAGAUUGCUAAUGGCAUUUGUGACAAUCUGCUGACAUGUGUGGUAAGAGCAUGGGAUACCAGUCGUCCUCUCCUCUUCUGCCCUGCAAUGAAUACAGCUAUGUGGCAGCAUCCCAUUACAGCCCAGCAGGUAUCCAGGCUGACAGAGUUUGGAUAUGUGGAAAUCCCCUGCAUUGCUAAGAAGCUAGUGUGUGGAGAUGAAGGUAAAGGGGCCAUGGCAGAGGUAUCGACUAUUGUCAGUGUUGUCAAACAAUAUCUUCAGAAACCAGAUGAGUCAUCUCAGAAAGCAUGCACGUCACAUCACAUUGUAGAUUCAGCUGGCACCAAAGACAAAUAGAAAGUAAACAUGAUGACUUGUCUUAAAAAUGAAUUUGUGUCCAAACCUUCAAGGCCCUACACACCCAUGAGAAACACAAUUGCUUUUACUGAUUUUACCUGGUGAGUCCUCUUGUUGGGAUUGUGUGGAUGUGUUCCGACCGUCAUUGAUUCGCAUCUCCCUGACUCUUCUGUUUGUUUUUUUGCACCUGUUAGGGCAGGACAGGGCAACAUGCACCUUUACCCUUCUUAUUGUACAUGGACAUAGCUUGACCCAAGUGCAACCUCUACAGCCUAAUCAGCCGGAAUAACAAAAAAAAGUGGGGGGAUGCAGGUCCUUUUUUUUAGCUGUUACCAGCAGCUACAUUUUAAAACAUUUGGUGCUGGUUUUUAUAUGUAUCAUUUACUCAUCAUGAUAUCAUACUGACGUGAUUGAUGGCUUGUUGGAGAGAGAAUACCCAUCAGCUGAUCUUGUCAUUUAAGCCCCCCCCCUUCUGUAGUGAUGUAUUAAUCCCAUUGAAAAGUGUGAUAGUAUAUUUCUGUUGUUUCCAAAGCAGCAUUUCAUUAGUGACAUGUCAUUGAUCUUAUGUGGGUAAGUUGAAAAAUGCAGUUAAUGCUUGACAGUUUUCUGUCCACACUGUUUAAAUGUCUGUCAUCCACAUGCGUGUGUGUAUAGUCUGCCUUCCAACAUGGAAAAUGCUUACUGUACUGUACAUCUCUUCUUUGUAUUUUUCUUCAAAGGUGAUUGGCAAAGAAAUUGUGCAUUACUGCCAGCACUGUGAAAAGAGUAAAGUUGAAUAGACAAACCUGUUUAAUGAUGUACUCCACUUGGCUUUUAAGGAAAAUGCUUGGUUCAUCUGAAUUUCCCCAUGACUGUUUAUUUUGUGUUUAAUAUAGCUGGCCAAACAACGCGGUUUGGGUCAGGUAUGGGAAUAUUAUUAUUUUGUCAAUUGAGAGUCUAAUAUUCUGCCUGUUUAAAAAAGGUGAUGGUAAUUCUUGGGCUGUUAGCAUCCUCGCAAAACAAAGGUCAGAAUUUCAAGCAUUCUGUAGUUUGUAGAAAAAACAAAUGUUCACUGUGCUUAAAGCAACAGAGAUGUACUUCAGCAAACUGGUCAUUAUGCAAUAAAAAGUCUUUAAAUGCA